ACCAUCACCGAGCUACUCAUGGCGACGAAUUAUUUCUGCGUUGACAAACUUUGGGCAGUCCUUGGCUGCCAUCGGGGUGUCGUUGUUCUAUUCUGUGCUAGCUGUGUUCCAAGCCGUCUUUGCGCUUGUUCAAAGCACGAUUGAGAGCAUACUGAAGCUGGGACAGAGCAUCACUACUCUCGUGCUGGAGUUGUUCCAGGGAGUGUUCGGGUUCGUUUUUGGUAUGUCAUGCUCCCUUGCAGUGAGCAGGCAACUGAUAUACCUUUACUAGCAAAUUUCUUUGCAAUUUUGGU
Messenger RNA from Suillus bovinus, 293 nucleotides. RefSeq lists its product as uncharacterized. Lineage: Eukaryota; Fungi; Basidiomycota; Agaricomycetes; Boletales; Suillaceae. The transcript has a single exon. The annotation marks the transcript as partial. The record is from RefSeq and is a predicted model, not a curated record.